Molecule: messenger RNA, 4869 nt
Organism: Bactrocera oleae (olive fruit fly)
Lineage: Eukaryota; Metazoa; Arthropoda; Insecta; Diptera; Tephritidae
Gene: Dop1R2
Product: dopamine receptor 2
Biological process (GO): adenylate cyclase-activating adrenergic receptor signaling pathway
Cellular component (GO): plasma membrane
Molecular function (GO): G protein-coupled receptor activity
Source: RefSeq, a predicted model, not a curated record
GUUCAAGCCGCGUAAGACUUUGGUUCGCUUAGGAAGCGUAGUCUCGGCAUUCAAUUCGAUUUUACUUGGUUCAAAAUAAAUACUUGGUGGCUACAUGAAAUUUCUCAACGCACACAUACACACUUAUGUAGUAUAUAUUGUAUAUAUGUGUGUUGUGGCACAAUAGACCGGUAGGACGUGGCGUAUACGUAAUAAAAUGAAAACAUCAUCGAAUAGUGUUAGAAAAAACAAAGCAACAUAAAAUAGAGGAGGGAAAAAAACCAGCUAAGAAAAACAAAAUUGCGCGGCCAACGCCAGUGGCUUAAAGGCAAAAGCAAGAACAAAACCAAAAUAAACGAAUGUGGCUAUUGUGUACGUGUUAUUGUGUUAGAGCCGGAUUUAAUUGGCAAUGAAAUGGUAAAAUAACAAAAGGCAACCAUUACAGCUUGUUUGUGCAGGCGUGCGUUCCUCAAAUUAUCUGACUGUGCGCCAAGUUUUUUUUUUUUGCCAUAAAACACAUGUAAACGUCAAUUCUUUGCUUGUGAUAAAAAGGAUUUUGGUAUUUUAUGAAAAUGCUUUUGCUUGGAAGUGUUGCUGCAAGUUGUUGCGGGUAAAAGUGCUGAUUAAAAAAAAAUAAUUAAAAAGAAAACCAAAAAAUUAAAAAAUAAAAAAAGGUAAAGGUAAACUGAUAUUCAAUUAAAAAUUGCCGCAAAGAAACUAAUAUUCUACCUUUGUUAGCACAUACAUACACAUACCUGCGAAAAACACCCCGAAGCCAAUAAACGCGGCCAUUUAAAAAUUUUUAAAUGUGUUGCACAAAAUGCAGUGCAUUAAUUAUUUAUAUUUCGUUUACGGCAUUUGAUUGAAAUAAUGUUUUUGCAUGCAGUGUUUUGCAUUAAAAGUGUUAAAUAAUUGAGUGAAUCGUUUUGUGCGCCUAAAAAUAUGCAGCGCUAUUGUCAAUGGGAGUAUGUGCAUCAAUUUAAUAACUAAAGGCUUAUUCAUCGCACAACAACUGAGACCGACAUAAACAAAAUGAAAAAUCUUAAGAUUAAUGCAAUGUUCAGCAAACAACUGUGAUAUGGCUGCAUGCUAAGAACUAUAAUAUGCAGUUAGUGCCGCUCGCACUCGCAACACAUAUUCACACACACACUUAGGCUAAAAUAUUUUGGAACCCGAGCAAAUUGCGCAUGCGUCAAUGGCGAUAAUAAGAUAUGCGCCUACUCAAGAUGUCGCAAGCAGCAUCGGCAGUACGAACACCACCACCAUUACUACCACCAACAACAACAACAAUGACAGCAAUAACAGCAGCUACCUACCGUAUGCACGGAAUAGCAAUAGUAGAGUGGCCGCACCCGCUGAACCAGCCGUCAACGCCAACAACUCCCUCUACUACUGGGAGUUUGCAGCGGAGGAAUUGCCUGAGUUUUCACUGGUCGCGCCAGAGUUAGAACCUUCCAUACAACAACUCGCUACAGCACAAGAACCCGCGUCAUCCUCCUCGUACUCAUAUCAGGAAACGAAUGCCCGCGCGGACAAUCACACGUCGGAGGUUCAAGGCGAACCACCGCCUUCCUUCUAUACGAGUUUCAAUAUAUCCGAUGAUAUCUUCGACUAUUUUAAUGGGUUUCUCGAAAGCACCGAACAGCAGCAACAACAACCAUUGUUGACCAUCAGCAGCACAGAGAGCGUAAAUAACGCGAUCAGCAAUAGCGUGGCCGCAGCGAAUUUGACGCUUACGACAUACGUACAGACUGUUAGUAAUGGCUCACGAGAUCCGGCAUUGGGUGAAUUUCUCUGUCUACUACCUAAUGAGCGCAUUUCGUUGCUUUCAUUUCUGUUUCUCUUCUCUUUCGCCACCGUGUUCGGCAAUGCACUGGUGAUAUUGGCCGUUGUACGUGAGCGCUAUCUGCACACGGCUACGAAUUACUUCAUCACAAGUUUGGCGGUAGCCGAUUGUCUGGUGGGCUUGGUUGUGAUGCCCUUAUCGGCGCUGUACGAAGUACUCGAGAAUACGUGGUUUUUCGGCACCGACUUUUGUGAUAUCUGGCGCUCAUUGGAUGUGCUCUUCAGCACCGCUUCGAUUUUGAAUUUAUGUGUGAUAUCAUUGGAUCGUUACUGGGCCAUAACGGACCCUUUCUCCUAUCCGAUGCGUAUGACCGGAAAGCGCGCCGCCUUUCUUAUCUGCGCGGUGUGGGUGUGUUCGAGUACAAUUAGUUUUCCAGCGAUUGUGUGGUGGCGUGCGGCGCGCGAUGGCGAGAUGCCCGCUUAUAAGUGUACAUUUACGGAGCAUCUCGGCUAUUUGGUCUUUUCAUCGACGAUCUCAUUUUACCUUCCACUACUAGUUAUGGUCUUCACCUAUUGUCGCAUCUAUCGUGCUGCGGUCAUACAGACACGUUCACUAAAGAUCGGCACCAAGCAAGUGCUGAUGGCGUCGGGUGAACUGCAAUUAACCCUACGCAUACACCGUGGUGGUACGACACGCGAACCUUCGACGAGCGCGUCACAACAUCCGACAAUUCAUGGCUCGUUGGGUGGCGCUCCUAGCGGCGAUGGCUUGCAACAUCAUCGCCAUCAUUCACAUCAGCAUACGACUCUGCACAAUCACAGCGCAUCGGGUACGACGACUUCAACACCUGAAGAGCCCGACGACGAGCCACUAUCGGCGCUGCACAAUAAUGGUCUGGCGCGUCACAGACAUAUGGGUAAAAAUUUCUCUUUGUCACGUAAGUUGGCGAAAUUCGCUAAAGAGAAGAAAGCCGCGAAAACGUUAGGUAUUGUGAUGGGUGUGUUCAUCGUAUGCUGGCUGCCGUUUUUCGUGGUUAAUCUGCUAUCUGGUUUAUGUGUGGAGUGCAUCGAACAUGAAGAGAUAGUGUCGGCUGUGGUCACAUGGUUGGGCUGGAUCAAUUCAUGCAUGAAUCCGGUGAUAUAUGCUUGUUGGAGUAGAGACUUCAGGAGAGCAUUCGUGCGUCUGUUGUGCGUUUGCUGCCCGCGAGGAGUACGCCGCAAAUACCAACCAACAAUGCGUUCCAAAUCGCAGUGCAAAGUUGCUGCCGCCAUGGUAGCUGCCUCAACGCCAUUCAGCUACACUUCAGUGCAACAAUUCAACGGCAAUCGUUCGAUCAUGUGACGACAGCUCAGCAGCUGCAGCUCCUGUAGCGGUAGCAGCAGCUGCGGCCGCAAUGCCAUACAUCAUCAUCAUCUACACCCGCAUUCGCAUGCGCACCACCAAUUGCAACAGCAGCAACAACAACAGCUGCAACGCAGCUGCACGCGCUGUCAAAGCUUUCACCGGCAUCACCAUCGCCAGCGGCGACGCAGCUCAAUGCUGCGUCAGGAUUUCACCAGUUUGCCAGGGUCGUGCCACACUGGCGCUAAAGACUAUGGCGCCGACCAUUUGGAACUAAGCGGUGGCAAUGCUAACGGUGGUAACGGUAAUGGUAACGCCAGAAACAUACACAUCACCAAGGCGAUUGUGACGUUUUCGCCAUCUGUGGCGCCAGAUUCUUUGAAUGUGCCAUCUUCGUUGUCCGGUUCAAUGUUAACCAUCUCAUCGGUGCCGACAACACUAAUGUUGGGCGCGGGGACAGCGCCAGCGGACAGACAUUCGUUAAGUGCCGCCACUACACCGCUGGCAAAUACGACAAAUAUCAGUCCGGGCAAUGCAAAGCACUGCAGUUUUGCACUCACCCCGCUAAUACCACCGCCGCCACCGCCCAGGCAAUUAUCGUUCCUCACAACGACGCGCUUCCAUGCAAAUGCACAACGCGGCCCGACGGCGUCGGCAACAACGACAACCUCAAUGACGUCAACGGUUUCUGCCAAUACGCGACGCAUGCCGUCAACAACGGUCUCAGCGCCGGCACUCAUCGAAACGGCGGGUAAUUGGUCGGCGACGCCACUCACGCCACUCACGCCGCUCACACCGCUUACACCCGGUUUACACGCUCAGCAUAUACACGGGAAGCAUGCGACGCUGGAGGCGCGUCAGAGCGCGGUCAGUCAAUUCACUACUUUAGAAGACUUGGAUGCGAUUGUUGUGGACGAAACGCCAAGUGAUAUGAUGCGGAAGCUGGCAUGAGCAGCAAAUGAGAGGUGUGUGAAUGAGCGGUAAAUGUAAAAAGGUAAAUGAGAAUUAGAUAUAAAAAGAAUGGCAGAGAGAGAGGCACAAGGUACCACAAAUGCAAUCCUGUGCACCGUUCAUGCACACUUCUCACGCACUCAAUUACUAAGAUAAAUAUCAAUCGUCGCUCAAUUCAAGUGAAAUUCGAGUUUUUGACACUACUUUUGUAAAAAUAUUUGGACUUUACUUUCUUAUUAUAAUUAAGCUCUAUUUAUCUGUAUUCAUACUAUUUGUAAGUUGUACAAUAUAUUUUUAAUAUGGUUAGUUAAUUAAAUGCGUAUUAAAUGUUAUAAACAUACUAUAAAUAAGACAUUCACAAGCAUAUAGUAUAUGAUACACGUGUCAGACAUCAAUUACUGCGUCCCAUCAACUGCAAACAUUUCCAUUGCACAUGUACCUGUCACCCUACAAAACAAUACAAAACAAAAGUAAACAAAAACACAUCAUAAAUACGAGUAUAAUAUAAAAUUUAUUUCUAUCUAACUUUAUUCUUAACUAUAUUGCUUAGACAAUUUUACUUAAACAGGUAGAUAAUAGGAAUGUUAGAAAGUUUAUACGACGGAAACAAACCCAUAUUUACUAAAUUUCAAAACUCUCAAGAUCAACGACAACAGACAAUUAAAAACCCAUUUCGCAAUGGCAUAGAUUAUUUGAGGUUAUGUGAGGUUAAAACUGUAGCAAUUAUCUCCGUCAAGGCAUUGAAUUAUAAGAAUGAAGUUAUACCACCACGAACCCAGAGAAAAGUUGUUUAUUUAAGCAGUUUGAUAAAA